Sodiomyces alkalinus F11 is the source of this 693-nucleotide messenger RNA. RefSeq lists its product as hypothetical. NCBI's taxonomy places the organism in Eukaryota, Fungi, Ascomycota, Sordariomycetes, Glomerellales, Plectosphaerellaceae. The transcript is spliced from 8 exons. Bases 1 to 693 code for a protein of 230 amino acids. The record is from RefSeq and is a predicted model, not a curated record.
AUGCCCGUGCCAUUCCCCGGUUGUCUCCGCUUCUUAGGUCAGGUCAUACCGUUUGACUACCCGAUCAUCGAUGCGGAGAUGUCUCCAUCGACAAGAAAUGACGAGAAACGGUUCCAACUGACCCGUACUCCCGUGAACUGCCGCGAGAUCCCGUGUACCACGUGGGGACGGCGUUCCGGAAAGUGGGGCUAUCUCGGCUCCGAAGUCCGGGCCAAACCGGUACAUACAUGCCGCAGGUGGUUUUGGCUGUCCCGGCUUCCGAGAGGGGAUCUCUCUCUAGACCGGCCCGGCCCUAGUGUGGGUGGACUGUGGAACACGGGGCUUGAGCCCAGAUGGAGGAACGCCUCCGGACAUGCUGCCAAGGGCAACCUCAGGCCGCCUGAGACCUCCCAUCAGGUCUCUCUUCUGAUAAUAGUUGUCCGAGCCCCGUACAACGAACUCGUUGCAUCCGGAGCCAUACUAGACAAGACUCCUACACAUGGACGUCGAUAUCGUCCUACUGCUGCCCAAACUCACCGCUAUCAAGAUCCAGCCCAGGUCAAUCGCGAGCGUCGACAGAGGUUCCACGAGAUUGACAGCCUGCACGUGUGCGAGAACGCCAAGUGGCUACGGUGGACACGGCGAUGGACGUCCGAUGCCCUGUCGCCACUCGCCAGUGCGCCACCACGGUCCACGGCAAACAAUACACUGUAA